Naegleria fowleri is the source of this 588-nucleotide messenger RNA. RefSeq lists its product as uncharacterized. Lineage: Eukaryota; Heterolobosea; Eutetramitea; Acrasida; Naegleriidae. The record is from RefSeq and is a predicted model, not a curated record. Bases 1 to 588 code for a protein of 195 amino acids. The transcript has a single exon. Gene Ontology annotation, molecular function: GTP binding; GTPase activity.
AUGUCGAACAAGAACAAGCAAUUUGUAGUAAAAGUUGGUAUGCUGGGUGAUGUUCAAGUGGGUAAAACAUCCUUGAUGGUAAAAUACGUGAAUGGAAAAUUCGAUGAAGAUUAUAUCAUGACGUUGGGUGUAAACUUUUUAGAGAAGAAGGUCCAAAUUAAAAACACAGAAGUCAAUUUGAUGAUCUGGGACUUGGGUGGUCAAAAGGAAUUUAUGAGUAUGCUUGAUCUUGUUUGUAACGAUUCAUUGGCUUUGUUCUUUAUGUUUGAUCUCACAAGGAAAACAACUCUUCGUUCCGUAAAGGAUUGGUUCCUUCAUUCACGAAAAUAUAACAAACGAGCAUUACCUUUCCUGAUUGGUACAAAAUAUGACAAAUUUAUUGAACUGCCAAAGGAAGAGCAAGAAGAGAUAACAAAGCAAGCCAGAAAGUAUGCAGAGAAGAUGAAAUGUCCUCUCAUUUACAGUAGUGCUGCCGCUGGUAUCAAUAUCAAGAAACUCUUCAAACUUGUGCUUGCCAAGGUCUUUGAUUUCCCACCAAAUAUUGACAAGAUUACUACUGUCGGAGAGCCUCUCCUUGAAUACGAGUAA